GUGCCCCGCGUCCCCGCCCCUCGCCGCUGCCGCCGCCCGGCCGGGGCUCGGAGCGGCGGGGCUGCGGGAUGGCUUGGGCCGGGCUGUGCGCCCUGCUGGCCGGGUGCUGCCUGGCGGCGGGCAGCGGCCCCGCCGAGGCGGCGGCGGAGGCGGCGGCCAAGGAGCUGGAGUGCAAGCUGAAGAGCAUCACGGUGUCGGCGCUGCCCUUCCUGCGGGAGAACGACCUGAGCAUCAUGCACGGCCCGUCGGCCGCCGAGCCCAAGCUGCUCUUCUCCGUGCGCAACGACUUCCCCGGCGAGAUGGUGGUGGUGGACGACCUGGAGAACACCGAGCUGCCCUACUUCGUGCUGGAGAUUUCAGGCAACACAGACGACAUCCCGCUGGUGCGCUGGCGGCAGCAGUGGCUGGAGAACGGCACGCUGCUCUUCCACAUCCACCACCAGGACGGGGCCCCCAACCUGCCCGGCUUCGAGCCCACCGAUGAGCCCCAGACUGAGUCGGCAGAGGAGGAGCUGAGGAUCCUCCACAUCUCCGUCAUGGGAGGGAUGAUCGCGCUGCUGCUCUCCAUCCUCUGCCUGGUGAUGAUCCUCUACACCCGCCGGCGGUGGUGCAAGCGGCGCCGCGUGCCGCAGCCCCAGAAGAGCGCCAGCGCCGAGGCGGCCAACGAGAUCCACUACAUCCCCUCGGUGCUGAUCGGGGGCCACGGGCGGGAGAGCCUGCGCAACGCCCGUGUGCAGGGCCACAACUCCAGCGGCACCCUCAGCAUCCGCGAGACCCCCAUCCUGGACGGCUACGAGUACGACAUCACCGACCUGCGGCACCACCUCCAGCGCGAGUGCAUGAACGGCGGCGAGGACUUUGCCAGCCAGGUCACCCGCACCCUGGACUCGCUGCAGGGCUGCAACGAGAAGUCCAGCAUGGACCUCACGCCAGAUGUUGCCUUCGAUUCUUCCCGCCUAGGGAGCGACAACGCCAAGCUGUCCCUGAUGAACAAGUACAAGGACAACAUCAUCGCCACCAGCCCCGUGGACGCCAACCACCAGCAGGCCACGCUGCUCUCCCACACCUCCAGCAGCCAGCGCAAGCGCAUCAACAACAAGGCGCGAGCUGGCUCGGCGUUUCUUAACCCCGAGGGGGACUCAGGGACGGAGGCGGACACCGAUCCCCAGCUGACCUUCUACACAGACCCCUCGCGGAGCCGGAGGCGCAGUCGAGUGGGGUCCCCCCGCAGCCCCGUGAACAAGACCACGCUGACCCUCAUCAGCGUGACGAGCUGCGUGAUCAGCCUGGUGUGCUCCUCACACAUGAGCUGCCCCCUCGUUGUCAAGAUCACCCUCCACGUCCCCGAGCACCUCAUCGCCGAUGGGAGCCGGUUUAUCUUGCUGGAGGGCAGCCAGCUGGACGCCAGCGACUGGCUGAACCCGGCGCAGGUCGUCCUCUUCUCCCAGCAAAACUCCAGCGGGCCCUGGGCCCUGGACCUCUGCGCCCGCCGCCUCCUCGACCCCUGCGAGCACCAGUGCGACCCCGAGACCGGUGAGUGUCUGUGCUACGAGGGCUACAUGAAGGACCCCGUCCACAAGCACCUCUGCAUCCGGAACGAGUGGGGCACCAACCAGGGACCCUGGCCGUACACCAUAUUCCAGCGCGGCUUCGACCUGGUGCUGGGCGAGCAGCCAUCCGACAAGAUUUUUCGGUUCACCUACACCCUGGGGGAGGGCAUGUGGCUGCCGCUGAGCAAGAGCUUCGUCAUCCCUCCGGCCGAGCUGGCCAUCAACCCCUCGGCCAAGUGCAAGACCGACAUGACGGUGAUGGAGGACGCGGUGGAGGUCAGGGAAGAGCUGAUGACCUCCUCCUCCUUCGACAGCCUGGAGGUUCUCCUCGACUCCUUUGGCCCUGUCCGGGACUGCACCAGGGACAACGGGGGCUGCAGCAAGAAUUUCCGCUGCAUCGCCGACCGCAAGCUGGACUCAACGGGCUGCGUGUGCCCGGCGGGACUGAGCCCCAUGAAGGACGGCACGGGCUGCUACGACCGCCACGUCGGCGUCGACUGCUCCGACGGCUUCAACGGGGGCUGCGAGCAGCUGUGCCUGCAGCAGAUGGUGCCCCUGCCCGACGACCCCCUGCUCUACAACAUCCUCAUGUUCUGCGGGUGCAUCGAGGACUACAAGCUGGGAGUGGACGGGCGGUCGUGCCAGCUCAUCUCCGAGUCGUGCCCCGAGGCGGGGGACUGCGGCGAGCCCCGCGAGCUGCCCAUGAACCAGACGCUCUUUGGGGAGAUCUUCUAUGGCUACAACAACCACUCCAAGGAGGUGGCCCCAGGGCAGGUGCUCAAAGGGACCUUUAGGCAGAACAACUUUGCCCGGGGCCUGGAGCAGCAGCUGCCGGAUGGGCUGGUGGUGGCCACGGUGCCCCUGGAGAACCAGUGCCAAGAGGAGCUCUCAGACCCCACGCCUGACCCCGAAUUCCUUACCGGGAUGGUGAACUUCAGCGAGGUGUCCGGGUACCCGCUCCUGCAGCACUGGAAGGUGCAGUCCGUCAUGUACCACGUCCGGCUCAACCAGCUCACCAUCUCCCAGUCCUUCAGCAACGCACUCCACUCUCUGGAUGGGGCCACCUCCCGCGGGGACUUCGUGGCGCUGCUGGACCAGUUUGGCAACCACUACAUCCAGGAGGCCGUGUACGGCUUCGAGGAGUCCUGCUCCAUCUGGUACCCCAACAGGCAGGUCCAGCGGCAGCUCUGGCUGGAGUACGAGGACAUCAGCAAAGGCAACUCCCCCUCGGACGAGUCGGAGGAGCGUGAGCGGGACCCCAAGGUGCUCACCUUCCCCGAGUACAUCGCCAGCCUCUCCGAGUCGGGCACCAAGCGCAUGGCGGCCGGCGUGCGGAUGGAGUGCCAGAGCCGUGGGCGCUGCCCCUCGUCCUGCCCCCUCUGCCACGUCGCCUCCGGCCCCGACACGCCAGCUGAGCCCAUCCUGCUCGAGGUCACCAAGGCGGCCCCCAUCUACGAGCUGGUCACCAACAACCAGACCCAGCGGCUCUUGCAGGAGGCCACCAUGAGCUCGCUGUGGUGCUCGGGCAGCGGGGAUGUCAUCGAGGACUGGUGCCGCUGCGACUCGAGUGCCUUCGGGGCCGAUGGGCUGCCCACCUGUGCGCCUCUCCCCCACCCCAUCCUGCGGCUCUCCACCGUGCACGAGCCCAGCAGCACGCUGGUGGUGCUGGAGUGGGGGCACUCGGAGCCCCCCAUUGGGGUGCAGAUCGUCGACUACCUGCUCCGCCAGGAGAAAGUCACCGACAGGAUGGACCACUCCAAGGUGGAGACCGAGAUGGUGCUGAGCUUCGUGGACGACAUCAUCUCUGGUGCCAAGUCUCCCUGUGCCAUGCCAGCCCAGGUGCCCGACAGGCUCUCCUCCACCAUCUCCCUCAUCAUCCGCUGCCUGGAGCCCGACACCACCUACAUGUUCACCCUCUGGGGAGUCGACAACACGGGGAGACGCUCCAGGUCCAGUGAUGUGACGGUGAAGACACCCUGCCCUGUGGUAGAUGAUGUGAAAGCUCAAGAAAUUGCCGACAAGAUCUACAACCUCUUCAAUGGCUACACCAGUGGCAAGGAGCAGCAGACAGCCUACAACACCCUGCUGGACCUGGGCUCCCCCAGCCUGCACCGAGUGCUCUACCACUACAACCAGCACUACGAGAGCUUCGGGGAGUUCACCUGGCGCUGUGAAGACGAGCUGGGGCCCAGGAAGGCUGGCCUCAUCCUCUCGCAGCUGGCAGACCUCAGCAGCUGGUGCCACGGCCUCCUGCAGGAGCCCAAGAUCAGCCUCCAGCGCUCGUCCCUCAAGUACCUCGCCUGCCGCUACAGCGAGAUCAAACCCUAUGGGCUCGACUGGUCGGAGCUCAGCCGGGACCUCAAGAAGACGUGCGAGGAGCAGACGCUGAGCGUCCUCUACAACGACUACGGGGACAAGGACUACUGAGGGACGCAGGCACCCGCCUGCACGCCGGCCCUGCCGGGGCAGCGGGGAGGGUUUUAUAUACGGACCCACAGCGGGGAGGGGGGUGUCUCUGGAGACAAAAAUUGGGAGCGGGGAGCGAAAUGGCUGCUCUGCGCAGUUCUGCCUCAGUAUUAGUUUCUUCUUUGGCUUGGCCAAAAGUCUUUCUAGUUAGGAGUCUUGUGGGACCCUGUUUUCUUGGUUUGUUCUGUUCAUGUUGCCAAGAGGUUCCUUGUGGUGGGUGUGGGGACACGGAGACGGCAGGCUGUGGGGCACGGCCUGGGGACCACCCCGUGUCCCUGCCCCAGCCACGAGGGGCCACUGGUCGCAGGAGAAGCAUGGUGACACAGGUGGGAAGGGAGAGCUGGGGAAACGGAGACGGGCACGCAGGUCGGGCUGAAAUGCUAAUGGUUAUCGCUGAGCAAGACAGCCACCAGGCAGCCAAGAGGGUGUUUGGGGUGUAUUUGUUGUUUGUUGUUUUUUUUUUUAUGGUUUAUUUUUACAACUGUAAAGCAUGAGGUCUGGAUGAGACUUGGCUCAGCUGCGGUGUCAUCGGCCCAGGUGAGGGGAGGAGAUGGGCGGCGGUGAGCCCACCUCCUCGGGGCUCCUCUGCCACGGCCAGCUCCCUGUCAGCUCGGAGAUGCAGGGUGCUCGGGGCAGAGGCAGCCUGGCCGCAGGGCCAGCGGUCAGCUGGACAGUGCGGUCUUUUUUCUCGUGGGACCAAACUCCUAGGAAGUCAACUCAAAAAUCCCUUCCUUUUUUUAUUAUUAUUUAUUAUUUUUUUUUAUUUUUUAACCCACCGUAAUAAAGACUUAGAAGCAAUGACAAACUAAUGUUUGUCAAAAGCUGAAAAAUGGAGGCUGGGCUCCAUUCAGAGCAAACCGUUCCCCAAAACCCCAUUACCACUGAUGCUGUUGGAGGCAGCAAACGGCUUCAUUUUAGCCUCAGCUACCAGCCUGGUUCGCAGAGGAGGCACCUCUGGACUUGCCAGCUGUGCACCUUUGAUCUGGACAAGCCAGGAGUCCCGCAGAGAGAUUUUUUUAUGAUGCCUCUUCAGAGCGAAAUUUCCUUUUCAUUUUUCAGUCUUGGCAGGAGCAAUCUUCAGCCUUGUCUCUUUUGAUUUUCCACCUCGUUCCUCGCAUUACCUGCUGAGGACACGGCUUCAGUAUUUGUGCAGCACCGGAGGGGAGGCUGCCGUGGCCUGCAGCCGGUCACGGCCACCGGUGCCGUGCCGCAGAAGUUGCACAGCAGCCGAUCAGAGCACACAAGCAUCCCCCAGCAGGACAAUGCUGCAUUUUUUCCUCCCCACGGGCAGAGCUCUCAUGUGGGGGCAGCUAGGCUGGGUGGGAUUGCUGCUGGGCACAGCCACCAGCAGUCAGUAUUACCUGGGCAUCCGAGUGUCAUUUGUGUAAGGAGUUCAUCUGGCAGGGCUCAGCAGCCAAACACCUGAUUUUUGCAAGCAAGAAGUCUACCAGAGCCUUCAGGCUUCCCCUCACGUUUCCUUCCAUUUUGAUGUACUAAACGCUGCCGACGGCUUGGUGCUCCGAGCAAGCCCAGCACCGUCUCCAUGCUCAGGUACACAUGGGCAGGUGCUCCGUUUCCUUUCAGCCACGGGGAAUCUUGGCCAAGAUGCUUUGGUUCGGUCUCUUUCCUUCCAGCCGACACUGAGACAUCCUUUAACUUCCAUCCAGGCAGCUGGCCAGCAGUGAGCAAAGGGCACCUCCGCGCAGCGCCUCGGAGGGAUGCUUGGACAGAGGCUGCUCUGGCCCGGAUGCGACUUGGUAGCUGGCCAUGUAAUACCGCUUACGUGGCCUUUAUAGGAAACACAGACGGUUUUCCUUUUGGGAGCAGCCUCCUCCCUCGUGUUGCUUACGAGGUGCAGGAGCAGGGCGGGCGCAGCCAGCCAGCCGUGCACCCUGACUGCCAGGAAAACCCCGUGUGCUCGGUGGCUUUUUCACCCAGACGCAGAACUUACCGCGGGGCCCUGCGGGUGUUUCCGUUCUGCUCCCACUCUACAAUUUCUAAGUCCUUGCAUGGUCACUGGAAACACUGCAGAGCCUCCUUUGAGCCCUGUGGUUGGGUGAGGGCUCCCUUGGCUGGGAGAGGCACACCCUAAGGGUGAGGUGACCCACACGAGGUCAGACACCAAGACCCUCGCAUGGGGUGGGAUUCAUUGUCCCCAGCCCAUGGCAGGCACCACUCUGUGGCACCUGGGUGACCAUCACAGUGUCGCCACAUGCCUGUCUUGGUGCAGCGUAUGCCCAUUUUUGUGGCAGCACUGGCUUGCCCAAACUUGUACUAUUACUAUUAAAAUUUUUUUUUUUUUUUUUUUUUUUUUCCCAAAUCCCUGAGUUACAGCACAUAUGCUCAUCUCAGACAGCUGCUCAGACAGCCCCGAGGCAUCCCCUUCCCUGCAGAGCUGGAGGACUUCAUCUGCCGAAGGCUCCUGCCCCAAACAGCCAGCCCUGGCUCUGCACAGUGUUUCCUCUUGUGGACUCCUGCCUCUUUCCGUGCUGCCAACCACAGGAGAAGACAACGUGUUUUGUCCUUUUCCCAACCUCCCUCACCCUCCUGACCUCUCUCCUUGUUUUAUUUCCGAAUUAACGAAUGACCAUUCACCUGAGAUGAACCUCUGGGUCAUUAACUUUUCUUUGCUGCACCCCUUCCCCUGUAAUAGCAUUACUACCUUUUACUUGUUGUGCCGUUAUUUAACAUAUAAAGAUGGUUUGGUCCUUUUCUUUAAAAAGAUGGCUACAAUUCAUGUUCCUUGAUGUUAUAUUAAAACUCUAAUGUGACAUUUUACUACUGUAGAUUGAAAGUAGGGUGCUCUAGGGUUGGACAGCCACGUGGCAAGAAAUGCAAAACCCUUCCAGAUUACUUAAAAAAAAAAAAAAAGGUUUUAAAGAACAACAACAACAACAAAGUCACUAGCACUAUGUACAACUCCAGAUGAUAAUUUAACCGACUAUUAAAUGGAGCUGUUAGUAA
Molecule: messenger RNA, 6980 nt
Organism: Anas platyrhynchos (mallard)
Lineage: Eukaryota; Metazoa; Chordata; Aves; Anseriformes; Anatidae
Gene: ASTN1
Product: astrotactin 1
Biological process (GO): neuron cell-cell adhesion; neuron migration
Cellular component (GO): membrane; endosome
Molecular function (GO): protein binding
Source: RefSeq, a predicted model, not a curated record